This is a messenger RNA of Corylus avellana, 2017 nucleotides long. RefSeq names its product (-)-germacrene D synthase-like. The record is from RefSeq and is a predicted model, not a curated record. Gene Ontology annotation, molecular function: magnesium ion binding; terpene synthase activity. Gene Ontology annotation, biological process: diterpenoid biosynthetic process. Lineage: Eukaryota; Viridiplantae; Streptophyta; Magnoliopsida; Fagales; Betulaceae.
UUAGGAAAAGAAAAUGUCUUUCCAAGUUUCAGCAGUAGCUGCUCCAUCCCUAAAUCCUGUGCCAGAAACCACUCGCCGCUCCGCAAAUUAUCAUCCUAGCAUUUGGGGUGACCGUUUCCUCACAUAUCCUUCUGAGCUCUCGGAAACUGAUAAUGAGAAAAUACAGCUACAACUUCAGGAAUUGAAGAAAGAAGUGAGGAAAAUGCUAAUGGCUCCAGGAGAAAAGUCAUCAGAAAAACUCAAGUUCAUUGAUGCAAUUCAUCGCUUAGGCGUGUCUUACCAUUUUGAAAAUGAGAUUCAACAAAUUUUGCAAACUCUUCAUGACUCUCAUGACCAUGAACAUGAUGAUGAUGAUGACGACCUUUACACUGUUGCUCUUCGGUUUCGGUUACUUAGACAACAUGGUUAUUAUAGUUCGCCUGCAGAUACGUUCACCAAGUUCAAGGACAGCAAAGGGAAUUUUAAGAAAUCACUUAUCAAUGAUGUGCAAGGAAUGUUGAGCUUGUAUGAAGCCACACAUCUGCGGGUACAUGGGGAAGAAAUACUUGAUGAAGCACUUGUCUUCACUGCCACACAUCUUGAGUCGGUAGCAACCCAUUUAAGCCCUCUUCUUGCAUCACAAGUAAGCCAUGCCUUAAAGCAGCCUAUCCACAAAGGACUACCGAGGUUGGAGGCAAGGUAUUACUUUUCUAUCUACCCACAAGACGCUUCACAUAAUGAAGUCCUUCUUACGUUUGCAAAGUUGGAUUUCAACCAGUUACAAAAAUUGCACCAGAAAGAACUUUCUGAAAUUGCAAGGUGGUGGAAAGACUGCAACUUUUCAAGGGAGCUACCCUUUACAAGAGACAGAGUGGUUGAGUGUUACUUCUGGAUAUUGGGAGUGUACUUCGAGCCUGAAUAUCUUCUUGCUAGAAGGAUGCUAACCAAAGUGAUAGCCAUGACCUCUAUUAUUGAUGACAUUUAUGAUGUGUAUGGAACACUUGAAGAACUUGAGCUUUUUACUCAAGCAAUCGAGAGGUGGGAUAUUGGUGCUAUAGAUCAACUUCCGGAGUACAUGAAAGUGUGUUACCGGGCACUCCUAGAUGUUUACAGUGAAAUGGAUCAAAAAAUAGGUGAAGGAAGGUCAUACCGUGCUAGAUAUGCAAGAGAAGCAAUGAAGAAUCAAGUUAGAGCCUACUUCCAAGAAGCCAAAUGGUUCCACAAGAAACACAUACCAACAAUGGAUGAGUAUAUGCGCACUGCACUAGUUACCACUGGAUACAACAUGUUAGCAACCACGUCCUUGGUUGGGAUGGGAGACGUUGUUACACAAGAUGCCUUCGAGUGGUUGUUCAAGAACCCUAAAAUGAUAAGAGCUUCAGAAGUUGUUUGUAGACUCAUGGACGACAUUGUGUCACAUAAGUUUGAGCAAAAGAGAGGGCACUGUGCCUCGGCUAUUGAAUGUUACACGGUACAACAUGGUGCUACAGAAGAAGAAGCAGUCGAUGAAUUCCGAAAAGAAAUUACAGGUGCCUGGAAGGAUAUAAAUGAAGAAUGCCUCUAUCCAACCACUGUCCCCAUGCUUGCUGGGAUGCGAAUUCUCAACUUUACACGUGUGAUUGAUGUUAUCUAUAAGGAUGAAGAUGGGUACACGUAUGCUGAAAUUGUGCUCAAAGAUUUUGUUACUUCCUUGCUCGUUGAUCCUGUGCCUUCAUAGGCAUUGAUGACGGGCCAAUUAUGCAUGGUGGGUUGUGAUGCCAAGGAAAUAGAAUAAAUUGAUUGAUAAGGAAACGCGUAGCUGAUCCAGCACUGACACUUAUGUUGGUGUUUCAUUUAUGCAUGUGUUUUUUUUUUUUAGUUUCUUUUCCAAUAAGGAUUGGGUUUUUCCUUUUCCCAUUAGGGAUUGGGUUUUCCUUUUCCAAUUAGAAUUUGUUUUGUUUUACCUUUUCAUUGUCAAAUUAUGAGUGUAUCUUAGUCGAUAUACACUCAAUGAAAUAUUCAGAAUUUGAAGUUAUAAAAUUUAUGUUCUCUUGUGUGC